Molecule: messenger RNA, 2330 nt
Organism: Cornus florida
Lineage: Eukaryota; Viridiplantae; Streptophyta; Magnoliopsida; Cornales; Cornaceae
Product: CBL-interacting protein kinase 5-like
Exons: 1
Coding region: 613-2004 (463 amino acids)
Biological process (GO): protein phosphorylation; signal transduction
Molecular function (GO): ATP binding; protein kinase activity
Source: RefSeq, a predicted model, not a curated record
CUGGGGUCCUUGGUAUGUUUCUUUGCUCCCAUCUUUAGCACUACUAUUUCCUACCACUUGUUUCUCAUCUUCUCCAUAAGCAACCCUACAAAUAGUUGAUAAUACAUGCAUGCUGUCUCCAGAGAAGGACAGCACAUUCUUCAUAUUUCCAGCAUUGCCCUCUGAGAUUGCUCAAUAAUAAGAUCCAAAUAAUCAGCCUAAAUAGCUAUAUAUAGAAGCUAACACCUGUCUCUUGUACGCUGUGCAAAGAAUUCAAUCAACGUUUUUUACUAUUUCUGCACAUCUAUAGGGUGUAGAUUUGGCGUUUUUUCGGUUAGCUGAGCUAGAAAUUAACCAUUACUGUUUUAUUGUUAUAUAACAUUGCUCUAUAUUUCUUGAUCUCUCUCUAAACAAAUAUAUCCUUAGCCCUACCUAGGGCAAGGUUCUGAUCUACCUUCAGCUACCAUUUUAAUUCAUUUCUCUUUUCCAUCCUCGAAACCACUCCUCCUCAAAAGAUGCCAUUGUUUCGUUCUCAAAACGAAACAAUGGCUGUUCAUAAUGAGUAUUUCCAAUAAUUCUUUGUUCUAUAGAUAAAAUUUUCAUUCAAAUAUUAGUGAUCCAUAUAUACAUAUUAUGGAAAUGGAGAAGAAAGGGACAAUCUUGAUGCAAAAGUACGAGCUGGGAAGACUACUAGGUCAGGGUACUUUUGCUAAAGUGUACCAUGCCCGAAACCUGAAAACCGGCCAGAACGUGGCCGUGAAGGUCAUUGACAAAGAGAAGAUCAUGAGGGUCGGUUUGAUUGAUCAGAUCAAGCGUGAAAUCUCCGUGAUGCGCCUGGUGAGACACCCUAACGUUGUCCAGCUCUACGAGGUCAUGGCAAGCAAAACAAAGAUAUAUUUCGCCAUGGAAUAUGUCAAAGGUGGUGAGUUGUUCAACAAGGUAGCCAAGGGCAAGCUCAAGGAAGACGCGGCACGAAAGUACUUCCAACAAUUGAUUGCAGCCGUGGAUUUCUGCCACAGCCGGGGUGUCUACCACCGCGAUCUCAAGCCGGAGAACCUCCUCCUUGAUGAACAUGGGAACCUAAAAGUGUCCGAUUUCGGGCUGAGUGCGUUGUUCGAGUCCAAAAGGCAAGACGGCCUCCUCCACACCACGUGUGGAACUCCGGCCUAUGUUGCACCGGAAGUCAUCAACAAGAAGGGGUACGACGGAGAGAAGGCCGAUAUAUGGUCAUGUGGGGCGGUGCUGUUUGUUCUCUUGGCGGGUUAUCUUCCUUUUCAUGACGCAAACCUCAUGGAAAUGUAUAGGAAGAUAAGCAAAGGUGAAUUCAAAUGCCCACAAUGGUUUCAUCCUGAGGUAAGAAAGCUUCUUUCCAAAAUUCUUGAUCCGAAUCCGAGCACACGAAUAACCCUAGUGAAGCUGAUGGAGAAUUCUUGGUUCAAGAAGGGAUUAAUCAAACAAGUAGUGGAAGAUCAUGAGUGUUGUAAAGACGAGGAAAACACGCCUCGUAGCCUUCUUGACAUACAUGAGGUUUUCGAAUCAUCGGUUAAUUCCACUUCGUCUGGUAGUUCAGAGAAGAGAGAAGAUGAAGCAAAGACGAGCUCAAAUAUGAAACCAACAUGCAUGAAUGCAUUUGAUAUCAUAUCUCUGUCGCAGGGAUUCAAUCUCUCGGGGUUGUUCGAGAAAGAUACGAAUCAGAGGUCGGAAGCAAGAUUUACCACAAAAAAAUCAGCUUCAGCAAUUGUAUCGAAAUUGGAAGAGAUCGCGACGAUGGAGAGCUUUGAGGUGAAGAAGAAAGAUGGGAUGGUGAAGUUGAAAGGAAGCAAAGAAGGGAGGAAAGGGCAGCUAGCAAUAAAUGCAGAGAUAUUCGAGGUGACGCCGUCGUUUUACAUGGUGGAGGUGAAGAAAGCGGCUGGGGACACAAUGGAAUAUAGGAAGUUCUGUAACAAAGACUUGAAGCCUAACCUCAAGGACAUUGUGUGGACUUGGCAAGGUUGUCAUGAUCAGCAACAACAACAACAACAUUAAACACUUCAUUUUCUGGCUUAAUUGUUGUAGGAGUUGGUUUUUUUUCUACUACCAAGCCAAUUCAUGCAUAUAUUCCGAUAUUUGGAAGCAGGUUAGGCUUCAAGGGGUGACCAGUGGAGAGAGCGAAGGGUAAAAAGAGCAACUAAAAAGUGCAUACUAAUAGCCUUUGAACAAGCUUGUUUUCUGCUGCAUGCAAUGUAUAUUUUUUCUUUUCUUUUCUUUUUUUUCCCACUCUCAUUUUUGGUACCUUUAAUUAUAUUCUUUUCAGUUUCUCGAAAUGUAAAGUGUGUUUUUUUGAAUAAUAAUAUUCUAACCGACUUUUUAAA